AGAAAGAGCGGUGCUGAGUAAACAUCAGCAGGAGUUCAUGCUUACUCCUCUGUGCCUGAACAAAUAGAGCGAAUAUUCACCCGUCAGCUGUGAUUCAUAGCAGAUGUUCGUCAGCAGUACUGAAUGGAGCUGUCAUUCUUCUUCUCGCGUGAACUCGUCUUAUUCUCGCGUGAUUCCAGUGUAAUGAGAUUGAAAGACAGGUCUGAGCAACCGAGAUUAUGGAGCUGGUUCCUGCUCUGCUCCAGCUGUAUGCUGACUGUGUGGGCUCAUGGAGAACCAGCUGCUUCAAAUCAAGUGCCUCCACCAAUCACCCGGCUGGACAGGAAUAUGGUUCAGGAUAAAGACCACAUCAUGGAGCAUUUAGAAGGGGUGAUUGAAAAGCCAGAGUCGGACAUGACGCCUCAAGAGCUGCAGCUUCACUAUUUCAAGAUGCACGACUAUGAUGGCAACAAUCUGCUGGAUGGACUCGAGCUCGCCACUGCUAUUACUCAUGUUCACAGAGAGGAACGAGGAGAUGACGGCCAGCCAAUGAGGGAAGAGGAUCUUAUCAACCUCAUUGAUGACGUUCUCAGAGACGAUGACAAAAACAAUGAUGGCUACAUUGACUAUGCAGAGUUUGCGAGGUCUCUGGAGUAAAAGAGGACAGGAAGAGCCGCUGCCUUACUGUGAAUGCAGAUUACCUCUGAUGUACAAAUCUCCAGCACAUUCCUUCACGUGUGUGCGAUUUCACAGGCACAGUAUAUUCGUGCUUCAGUAUAAAAUGUCAUACAAUGAAGUGGUGAGGGUCAUGAUGAAGUGACAUGAGACGUUUUGUAUGUAUGCCAUCAGUGUAACAUGUAUUCGUUGUUGCACUCACAUCUGCAUAUGUCUUGUCAGAAUGGACCUUAAUGUAUAAACUGCCAAAUUUAUCCACCGUAAACGAGCAUAAAUUAUGUUAUUAUCGAAUAAAUGCUUAUUAUAAGUGUACCAUAGUGAUU
Sinocyclocheilus anshuiensis is the source of this 977-nucleotide messenger RNA. RefSeq names its product multiple coagulation factor deficiency protein 2-like. Gene Ontology annotation, molecular function: calcium ion binding. The transcript has 4 exons. The record is from RefSeq and is a predicted model, not a curated record. The coding region runs from base 124 to 636 and encodes 170 amino acids. NCBI's taxonomy places the organism in Eukaryota, Metazoa, Chordata, Actinopteri, Cypriniformes, Cyprinidae.